This is a messenger RNA of Synchiropus splendidus (mandarinfish), 1915 nucleotides long. RefSeq lists its product as uncharacterized. NCBI's taxonomy places the organism in Eukaryota, Metazoa, Chordata, Actinopteri, Syngnathiformes, Callionymidae. The transcript is spliced from 3 exons. The coding region runs from base 758 to 1915 and encodes 385 amino acids. The record is from RefSeq and is a predicted model, not a curated record.
CAUCGACGCUGGUUUCCUCAUUACCUCUGGAUCUACUAUCCGGAUCGUUCCCUACUGAAGACUCGACGUCGGCAUCUGGGCAAUCCGCACCUCCACAGCCACCGUCGCCGCCACCAUCAGCACCGCCAGCAACCACAGACAACCCGCGGAUAGCACCCCGGACACCAACGUCGACUUGCGCCGCAUCACCCCCUGACCAAACCCUGCCUCUACCCCCUGCCCCCGAGCGCUCUGUCACAGCUACCCAAGACAGACCCCACGCUCCAGUGUCGCCGACCCUAUUAGCGUUCCAUGAUGCAACGGCUGUAAAACAACAGCUUGAAUUCAGAGUACGUACGCUUGAACGUCGUCUUCAUCAGAGUGAAAUACAGAGUCGUCGUCUAGCACGUCAAGCGCGUCAAGCACGUAAAUACCGCCGUUCUGCGAGAAAUAUACGUGAAGAAUUCAUCUUUAAGGACGUCACGAAUAAAGCGCUGGUGUCUGAAGUUCUGAGACUCCUAAAACAACAAGGACCUGGUGGUAACAGACGUCGUGGACUGAUCUGACUGAAGUUCGACCCCAGUAAGGUCCAUUUGGAUCCUCAUUAUUUAAAAGCAGUGAUGGGUGAUUACGGUUUGAGGUUGCUGUUGCACUGCGGGUGAUUGUGUUUUGAGGUCGCUGUUGCAUCGCGGGUGAUUGUGUUUUGAGACUGUUGUUUUGUUUAUUAAAUGUUUUUUAAUUAUUAUUUUAUUGUUAUUGUUAUUAUUGUUAUUACGCUAUGGCCAACCAUGAUGGUUUUCCUUCCGGUUCUGACCCUGAAUCCACACACAACCAGGACACUACACCACACCUCAUUGACCAGAGUGCUUCACCAACACGUAUGUUUCUGUCUCACUUGUUUGACAACGUGUCUGAGGAGGAUGUAGUGCAGGUCUAUGAUCCGAGUAUAAAUGAAAACAUGGAGUCAAUUUUUUUCGGCGAGAGAGAGGAUAACCGAAUUUUAAAUAUGGUUCCUGCAUCAUCUCGUGAGGGUAGGGCUGAUACCUCUUUAGACAAUGGCGAUCGGUUAGAAAGGUUUGUUGAUAAUCUGCAGACGACUGAUUCAGGGACAACUGCUCUUGACCCUCUGGUAGAUGUGUCUGACUCUAACUGUAGCGAUGACAAUGUUGAUGAUGACGGUGAUUCGCUUCAGGAAGGAUGUUGUAUUAGAGGUACCGGUAUUGAAUCAGAAGUCAUAGAGCCUUUUAACACCGAUAGGAUAAGAAGGGUGCUAACACGUCCUGCUGUACCGGACACUCCUGAUUUAGCUACUUUCUACAGAGGUUGGAUGCAACAGGUCAGGGAGUUGGCUGAUGAAGCGCAGAGACUGGCAGAUCGAGAGGAUGUGGUUCAGCUUGAAGUGGUAGGUGAAGAUGUUCAAGAACACGUUAAUGUUGUGGUUGAAGGCGACGGUGGAAAUAUCUACCCUGCUUUUGAGGACCUCCUUAGCAACACAGUGCAAUCUGACAGAGUCAUCGCUAUGGGUAAGAGAAUUGAAUUAACGGUCCAAAUUGUACAUAUCCCUCGAGGAGGCGCGAAACGCAAGCUCGAGAAGACGCUGGAUGCCAAAAUUUUUGUUAAAAAAAGACGACAUCUCUAUGUAGUUGGUGGUGAUGGAACCAAGCAGCUUUGCGUCGCAAUCAGCCUUUCUUGUCUCCUUAAUCCUAACCGUGCGUAUCAAGAUUGUGUUGAGUUGGGGAGGGAAUUAUUAAACAAAGCUGGUUUAGAUUCUCAAACACCUAUCAUAUUCACAGAUAUACCCCUGUUUGAACGGAUAGCACGAAUGGCCCCAGACAGCCUCGUUGGAGGCAGGAUCGUGCCGACAAUCGACCCCAAGCAAAGGGGCAGGAUCGUCCCCAUCCGAAACCAGUGUCCGACGAAGACUGGAAAGCGAUGA